Molecule: messenger RNA, 4754 nt
Organism: Copidosoma floridanum
Lineage: Eukaryota; Metazoa; Arthropoda; Insecta; Hymenoptera; Encyrtidae
Gene: Nc73EF
Product: oxoglutarate dehydrogenase Nc73EF
Biological process (GO): tricarboxylic acid cycle
Cellular component (GO): mitochondrion; oxoglutarate dehydrogenase complex
Molecular function (GO): thiamine pyrophosphate binding; oxoglutarate dehydrogenase (succinyl-transferring) activity
Source: RefSeq, a predicted model, not a curated record
CGUAAAGCACGCAGUCGCCGAACCGAAGCAGACCGAAGUCGCUCGUUGCGCGCUGCAAAUGGUGGACGGCCUGUCAUCGCCACCGAGGUUUCGCUAACAUCAGGCAGGUUAAAAUGUAUAAGGCACGAGUAAUAUUUAAUUCCCUCACCCCAUUGACCCCUAGGGUCUGUGGGGCAAAAAAAUUCGCAUCGUGGCUGGUGAAAAGUGACCCCAUAUGUAGAAGCAGUCGAGCAUUAGUUUCUGAUCGCUCUGUAAGAUACAAGAGCACAGCUGCUGCUGAACCUUUCCUCAAUGGAAGUACCAGCUCUUAUGUUGAAGACAUGUACAAUGCAUGGCUCAAAGAUCCGAAUAGUGUCCAUAUCUCGUGGGACUCCUUUUUCCGUAGCAGCACAGCUGGAGCUUCACCUGGAUUAGCUUACCAGGCACCACCACAUGCCCCAAGCCACAAUCAAAUCCCUCUUGGGGCUCUAAUGCCUUUAGGAGGUGCAGCAGUUGGUCAGGCUCCAGUGAAUGAGAAAAUAAUCGAUGACCAUCUUGCAGUACAAGCUAUCAUUCGCUCUUAUCAGAUACGUGGUCAUCAUAUUGCUAAAUUGGACCCACUGGGCAUCAACAGCGCUGAUCUCGAUGACAGGCAUCCACAAGAGUUACUCUAUAAUUAUUACUCAUUUGGAAAAAGUCCUCCUACAACUUAUGCCCAAGACCUUCGAAAUCGAGUUGCUGCCCUUACCCAAAAGGAAACGGACAUGGAUCGCGUGUUCAAAUUGCCAUCGACAACCUUUAUCGGCGGCCAGGAAAAGUCCCUGCCACUGCGGGAAAUCCUGUCGAGACUGGAGAACACCUACUGUCGUCACAUUGGCGUCGAAUUCAUGUUCAUCAAUUCGCUGGAGCAGUGCAACUGGAUACGCCAAAAGAUGGAGACGCCAGGAAUAAUGGAAGUAACCAACGAUGAGAAGCGAUUGAUCCUGGCCCGACUGUCGCGCGCCACCAUGUUCGAGGCGUUCCUGGCGCGCAAGUGGUCGUCUGAAAAGAGAUUCGGUCUGGAGGGAGGCGAAAUUCUCAUUCCCGCGAUGAAGCAGAUUAUUGACAAAUCGACCGAGUUGGGCGUUGAAUCCAUCGUCAUGGGAAUGCCGCACAGAGGACGUCUUAACGUUUUGGCCAACGUCUGUCGUAAACCAUUGAAUCAGAUAUUCACUCAAUUCGCCGCUCUCGAGGCCGCAGAUGAUGGAUCCGGUGACGUCAAGUACCAUCUUGGUACAUACAUCGAGCGUUUGAACCGCGUAACGAACAAAAACAUACGUUUGGCGGUCGUAGCGAAUCCGUCGCACUUGGAAGCUGCAGAUCCCGUUGUGCAAGGCAAAACCCGUGCAGAGCAAUUCUAUCGCGGAGACGGGGAAGGCAAAAAAGUCAUGUCUAUGCUUCUGCACGGUGAUGCCGCUUUCUGUGGCCAAGGCGUCGUUUUCGAGACCAUGCACUUGUCUGACUUGCCGGACUAUACGACUCACGGCACCAUCCACAUCGUCGUUAACAAUCAGAUCGGUUUUACGACAGAUCCCAGGCAUUCCAGAUCAUCGCCGUACUGCACUGACGUUGCUCGAGUUGUCAACGCUCCCAUCUUCCACGUUAACGCAGACGACCCAGAAGCUGUGAUGCACGUUUGCAAGGUCGCCGCUGAAUGGCGUGCCACUUUCCACAAAGACGUUGUUAUCGACCUUGUGUCGUACAGAAGAAACGGUCACAACGAAAUUGACGAGCCAAUGUUUACGCAACCUCUUAUGUACCGCAAAAUCAAGGAGACUCCACCAGCCCUGGAAUUGUAUUCCAAAAAGCUUGUGGAAGAGGGCGUCGUUACUCAAGAUGAAGUUAAGGCUGUCAAUGAAAAGUACGAGAAAAUCUGUGAAGAGGCUUACAACCAAGCGAAAAAAGAAACUCACAUCAAGUACAAGGACUGGCUCGACUCUCCGUGGUCUGGAUUCUUCGAGGGUAAAGAUCCGCUCAAGUCUUCACCUACUGGCAUCAAGGAGGACACACUUAUUCACAUCGGCAAGAAAUUCUCGUCUCCUCCUCCGAAUGCUGCUGAGUUUGUCAUACACAAAGGUAUUGAGCGUAUCCUCAAGGCUCGUAUGGAAAUGGUAGAGUCGCGACAGAUCGACUGGGCUCUUGGAGAGGCUAUGGCCUUCGGUUCGUUACUCAAAGAAGGCAUUCACGUAAGGUUGUCUGGUCAGGACGUCGAGAGAGGAACAUUUUCCCACAGACAUCACGUUCUACACCAUCAAAAUGUCGAUAAGGCGACAUACAGGCCUUUGUGCUAUCUCUAUCCAGAUCAAGCUCCUUACACAGUGUGUAACAGCUCUUUGUCCGAGUACGGUGUGCUUGGAUUUGAAUUGGGUUAUUCAAUGACGAAUCCAAACGCAUUGGUCAUGUGGGAAGCACAGUUUGGAGAUUUCAACAAUACGGCUCAGUGCAUAAUCGACCAGUUUGUUAGCAGUGGUCAAGCCAAGUGGGUGCGGCAGUCUGGUAUUGUUAUGUUGCAACCUCACGGUCUCGAGGGUAUGGGUCCUGAGCAUUCUAGCGCUCGUCUCGAGAGGUUUUUACAGAUGUCAGCAGACGAUCCAGACUACUUCCCACCCGAGAGCGAAGAAUUCGCCGUACGGCAGCUUCACGACAUCAACUGGAUCGUUGCUAACUGCAGCACACCUGCCAACCUUUUCCACAUACUGCGCCGACAAAUCGCGUUACCCUUCCGCAAACCUCUCAUUUUGAUGACCCCCAAAUCACUUUUACGCCAUCCUGAGGCUCGCUCAAGUUUCGACUUGAUGUUGGAAGGCACUGAGUUCCAAAGAAUCAUCCCAGAUGAUGGUGUCGCGGCUAGCAACCCCGACAACGUCAAGAGAGUCCUGUUCUGCUCGGGAAAAGUGUACUACGACUUGAAGAAAGCACGUGCGGAAAGAAAAUUAGAGGACAGUGUUGCCAUCACGAGGGUGGAACAGAUCUCUCCCUUCCCUUACGAUCUUCUCAAGAAAGAGGUAGCAAAAUAUCCCAAUGCAGAAUUAAUUUGGGCACAGGAAGAACAUAAAAAUCAGGGAUCGUGGACGUACAUUCAACCGAGAUUCCAAACAGCUCUUAACGGAACGAAACCCAUUUCUCUGGCAAGUACGAGUGCAAGCGAUAACGGUGAGGGGUGGUUGAGCUGGUUUUCUUCAUCCAAACCAACACAAACGAGUACUACAUCCGAAUCAGAUUCGAAAGAACCAUCAAAACCAAAUACGAGAACAAUUAGGUAUGUUGGCCGUCCUACUGCGGCAUCACCAGCUACCGGCAGCAAAAUGCAGCAUCUCAAAGAGUUGAAACAGUUACUGGACGACUCUUUUACUCUUUAAUUUAACCUAGACUCAUAUUGAACGAAAUUUAUUUAUUUUUGUUCUCAACAUUAAUGUUGGUACACUCUUCGGCGCGCUAUAAAUGUUAAAAAAAAAAAAUUUCUGUCAUCUUUCUUCCUUGUUUAAAUAAUUCUCAAAGCGUCUUACUAUUAGAAUGAAAAUCUAACGUGAAACUCGAAAAUCUAAAAAAUGUCUUUGACGCAACGUUAACCAAAUUCUUGGUAAGUCUUAUUACUUUAAGUUUUGUAACUAUGUAAGUAUAGUUAUUAGUUUAUUGGUUAUAUUUGUGAAAUCUCUACAUGUGUCUGUGUUUAAACGCGUUCGAAUUUCGCGUUGGUUUCAUUAGCAAAGUAAAUAUAAUUUUUUUUUUCUGUUCAAAUGUCUAUAAAAGCAAUUUCGUGACAUGUAAUAAAAUCACUUACUAAAGUAUUAUUUUAAACGUAAAAAAAUCCAAGUUCGUAAGAUGAUUGCGCUUGAUCGCGCACACGAUUCCGAUACACUUGAAGAGAUAAUUAACUAUAAAUAGGAAAAAAAAGAAUAUAAAUAAAUAAUAGGACCGCCGAUCGUCUGGAUUUUUUAUGGUUGAUGUGUUUUGUAAAAAAUCGAGCGAUCGGCCAAAUCGAUGAGUGCUAUGUGUAACAGCGGCAUUGUGCCUAAAAAUGGUGGCUCACUUGUAUAAUAAUGUGACAGAUUGAUGAGGAGAUGAUAUAUAUAUUUGCAGUAUACGAUUUAAUAUGUAUUUACUUUGAAAAAAACGCUACGUCAUAUUGGACACUGCACAGACGGCAAAGACGCAGUAUUUCGCUCACGAGUUCCUUAUACACGCGUAAGGUUUUUUCGUUAGCAAGUCUAAUCGAUUAUUUAAGUAAGACAAUUUUUUCCUAUGAAACUGAUGAAAAACCUAAAAUCAUGAAAAAAAAAAAAAAAAAAAAAAAUGUAAAUUUAAAUAGAGAUGAAAAAAAAUAUUACGUACGUUUGAAACGAUGGCGCUAUGACCGUAUCGUUUGUCAUUUCUGGUGGAAACUAGAUGUGAUUUAACGAAAAAAGUCGCACUUAUUUUGAAAGUUUAAUGAAAAAACUUGGUGAUACUUAAUAGAGAAAGAAAGAUUUUAUUGUUCAAUAUGUAUAACACGAUGAAGAUGACGACGAUUUAAUGAUUUGAGGCACGGCUUUUGUCUGGCGAACCGUGUGCAAUACUUACUUAAGCAUACUUGGUGUCACAAAAAAAAAAAAAAAAAAAAAAACAGAAAUCCUCUGGUAAACUUUUAAGCUCUAUCAAUGAAUUAUUGUUUUAUCCAGUAAGAAAUAUGGAAAAAAUUACACUGCACUUGAUUGUAGAAAAUUUCAGUAUGCAAUUAAACUAAUUCUUCCACCAGA